This is a messenger RNA of Nothoprocta perdicaria, 9145 nucleotides long. RefSeq names its product nuclear factor of activated T cells 5 (gene NFAT5). Bases 88 to 4389 code for a protein of 1433 amino acids. Gene Ontology annotation, cellular component: transcription regulator complex. Gene Ontology annotation, molecular function: DNA-binding transcription factor activity, RNA polymerase II-specific; transcription factor binding; RNA polymerase II cis-regulatory region sequence-specific DNA binding. The transcript is spliced from 13 exons. Gene Ontology annotation, biological process: calcineurin-NFAT signaling cascade; cytokine production; regulation of transcription by RNA polymerase II. The record is from RefSeq and is a predicted model, not a curated record. Lineage: Eukaryota; Metazoa; Chordata; Aves; Tinamiformes; Tinamidae.
UGCCUCUGAAGCAGGGAGUGUCUGCAUUAAAAAUGACCUGUAGUUCUCUGCUUCAUAGAUGCUUCUUCAGCUCCUUCCUCUUCCUCCAUGGGCGGUGCUUGCAGCUCCUUUACCACCUCUUCCAGUCCUACCAUUUACUCUACCUCAGUCACCGACAGCAAGGCUAUGCAAGUGGAGAGCUGCUCCUCAGCCGUGGGGGUAAGUAACAGAGGGGUAAGUGAACAGCCGUUAACCAGUAACGCAGCCCAGCAGCAGCAGUCAACGCCGAAGAGACACACAGUCCUGUACAUCUCACCACCCCCCGAGGACUUGCUGGAUAACAGUCGGAUGUCCUGCCAGGAUGAGGGCUGUGGAUUGGAGUCAGAGCAGAGCUGCAGUAUGUGGAUGGAGGAUUCACCCUCCAACUUCAGUAACAUGAGUACCAGUUCCUACAAUGAUAACACUGAGGUGCCACGUAAAUCACGCAAACGCAACCCAAAGCAGAGGCCAGGGAUCAAACGUCGAGAUUGUGAAGAAUCCAACAUGGAUAUCUUUGAUGCCGACAGUGCCAAAGCGCCUCACUAUGUCCUUUCUCAACUCAGCACGGACAGCAAAGGCAACUCAAAAGCAGGAAAUGGAGCAUCGGAGAGCCAGAAAGGAGCUGGAGGGAAGAAGACCCCAAUGUUGUGUGGUCAGUAUCCCACUAAAAGUGAGGGGAAAGAGCUGAAGAUAGUGGUACAGCCGGAAACGCAGCACAGGGCUCGUUACCUGACCGAAGGCAGCCGAGGCUCGGUGAAAGAUCGGACACAGCAAGGUUUUCCAACUGUAAAGCUGGAAGGUCACAAUGAGCCAGUCGUGCUGCAGGUUUUUGUGGGCAAUGACUCUGGCCGAGUGAAACCACACGGCUUUUACCAGGCCUGCAGAGUAACUGGAAGAAACACAACUCCCUGUAAAGAAGUAGAUAUAGAGGGGACUACAGUUAUUGAGGUUGGACUUGAUCCUAGCAACAAUAUGACACUUGCGGUUGAUUGCGUGGGAAUACUGAAGCUGAGAAAUGCUGAUGUCGAAGCCCGGAUAGGGAUUGCUGGUUCCAAGAAAAAAAGCACACGUGCCAGGCUGGUGUUUCGCGUUAACAUCCCUCGCAAAGAUGGUUCAACUUUGACUCUUCAGACACCUUCCUCCCCAAUUUUGUGCACCCAACCAGCAGGAGUUCCAGAGAUCCUAAAGAAAAGUCUGCACAGUUGUUCAGUGAAGGGUGAAGAGGAAGUUUUCCUGAUUGGCAAAAACUUUCUAAAGGGAACAAAAGUGAUUUUCCAAGAGAAUGUGUCUGAUGAAAAUUCUUGGAAAGCAGAGGCUGAAAUAGACAUGGAAUUAUUUCAUCAGAAUCACCUUAUUGUGAAGGUGCCACCAUAUCAUGACCAGCAAAUAACCUCAGCUGUUUCUGUGGGAAUAUAUGUGGUGACCAACGCUGGAAGAUCCCAUGAUGUGCAGCCAUUUACAUACACUCCAGAUACAUCUGGUACUCUGAAUGUUAAUGUGAAGAAGGAAAUCUCCAGCCCAGCCCAACAUUGUUGUUUUGAAGAGGCUAUAAAAGCAGUGAAAGCCACUGGUUGUAACCUGGAAAAGGUAAAUAUUCUUCCUAGUGCCUUGAUAACUCCACUCAUGCCAAGCAGUAUGAUUAAGAAUGAAGAUGUGGCUCCAAUGGAAGUAAGCGCAGAGAAGAGAUCCCCCCCCGUCUUCAAGGCUUCAAAGGUGGUUGGACCAGCUCAGCAAACAUUAGAAAACAGUAUGUCCAGCAUAUCAACUUCUGCUUCCCAUUUACCUUCCGAUAGUGAAAAACAGCAACAAAUACAGCCAAAAGUGUUUAAUCCAGAGACUCUGACUACUAUUCAAACGCAGGACAUUUCGCAGCCUGGUAGUUUUUCAGCAGUCUCUACUCCAGGUCAGCUGCAGAACAGUGAUGCAUUACUGCAGCAAGCCGCGCAGUUUCAGACAAGAGAAUCCCAAACCAGGGAAGUUCUGCAAUCGGAUGGCACGGUUGUAACUUUGUCCCAGUUAACUGAUGCCUCUCAACAGCAGCAGCAGUCUACACUAACAGAACCGGCGCAGGCGUUACAGCAACAGAUUUCGUCAAGUAUUUUCUCAUCUGCAAGUAGCGUGAGUCAGUUACAGAACACUAUACAGCAGCUGCAAGCUGGAAACUUUCCAACCAACACUGCUACUGGCAGCAAUAGAAACGUUGAGUUGGUGCAGCAGGUCUUGGAAGCUCAGCAGCAGUUAUCUUCUGUUUUGUUUUCCGGGUCAGACAGCAAUGAGGAUGUUCAGGAUCAGAUUAAUGCAGAUAUCUUUCAGCAAGUAAGUCAGAUACAAAAUAGUGUCAAUCCUGGGAAAUUUUUCUCAUCAGAGACAGCUGUCCAUUCCAGACCUGAGAACCUUUUGCCUGGGCGAGCUGAAAAUGUUCACUCCCAGCCUGAAAAUCCCCUCUCCAAUCAGCAGCAACAGCAGCAGCAACAACAGCAGGUGAUGGAAACUUCUGCAGCAAUGGUGAUAGGAAUGCAGCAAAACAUUUGCCAAGCUGCAACACAGAUGCAGUCUGACUUGUUCUCUUCAACGACUUCAGGAAAUGGAGCCCUGCAGCAGUCACCUGUUUACCAGCAAGCUUCUCACAUCAUGAGUGGGUUAUCGACAAGUGAAGACAUGCAAAUGCAGUGUGAAUUGUUCUCUUCAUCUCCUGGUGUUUCUGGAAGCGACGCUGCUCCUGCUGCUCAGCAGCAAGUUUCCAACAAUGGACCUGCUAUGUUUCAGACGUCAAAUGCGGCAGAUGGAGAGGAGACUUCAGGACAGAAUAAACAGAUGCAAAGUACUGUAUUUCAGACCAUGGUUCAGAUGCAGCACAGUGGAGAAAGCCAGUCUCAAGUUAAUCUUUUUUCAUCUCCAAAAAACAUGAUGACUGUUCAGGCCAGUGGAACUCAACAACAAGGAGGUGGUCUGUUCCAGCAAGGUGGAGAAAUCAUGUCUAUUCAGUCAGGAAGCUUUAUGCAACAGUCGCCACAUUCACAAGCUCAGCUCUUUCAGAAUCCUAUUGGUGAUGCUCAAAAUAUGCCCCAGGAAACACAAGGUUCUAUUUUUCACAGCGCAAAUUCCAUUGUCCAUAAUCAGACCACUACCAAUUCCUCCGACCAGCUGCAGCCUCCCAUGUUCCAUUCCCAGAACACCAUGGGCGUGUUGCAGAGCUCAUCAGUUCCUCAAGACCAGCAGUCUGCCAACAUGUUCCUUUCCCAGAGUUCAAUGAGCAACCCUGCAACUCAGGAAGAGCAGAUGUCAUUCUUUACAAACCAGAAUUCAAUUUCUCCUCUCCAAGCAGCCACAAACACGGAGCAACAAGCUUCUUUCCAACAGCAAACACAGAUAUCUCAUAUCCAGAGUUCCAUGCUUCCCCAGGAACAGCCUCAGACUCAGCCUACUCAGCAAGGUUUGUUUCAGUCGCAGGUUUCACUAGGCUCCAUCCAAUCUAAUCCAAUUCCCCAGGGCCAACAAGGAGCUAUCUUCCAGCCUCAGCAUUCAAUAGUCACUAUUCAGAGUAGUCCUCCAUCUCAAGAACAGCAGCAGCAGCCGCAGAACAUGAUGUUCAGUAAUCAAAAUGCAAUUAAUACAAUUGCUCCUCAAAAACAAAAUAUGAUUUUCAACCCAAAUCAAAAUCCAAUUACUAAUCAGGAGCAACAAGGUCAAUCCAUUUUUCACUCGCAGACUAACAUGGCAUCUAUGAAUCAGGAGCAGCAGCCCAUGCAAUUCCAGAAUCAAACUACGGUGUCUUCAAUUCAGAAUCCUGGAUCCAACCAGGCUGAAUCGCAGCAACCAGCCAUCUUCCACAACUCGCCCCAGAUUCAGCUGGUCCAAGGGUCGCCAAGUUCUCAAGAGCAACAAGUCACUCUCUUCAUCUCCUCAGCUUCCAUGUCUGCGUUGCAGAACAGUAUGAGCCAGCAAGAGCUGCAGCAGUCGCCUAUCUACUCUUCUCAAAACAGCAUGGCAGGAAUGCAAGGAACUGCUUCUCCUCCACAGCAACCAGCAUCUCUAUUUCACAACACAGCGGGAGGUGCCAUCAACCAACUGCAGAAUUCUCCUGCUUCGUCUCAGCAGACUUCAGGGAUAUUCCUGUUCGGCAUUCAGAACAACUGUGGCCAGCUCCUAACUUCUGGACCAGCUGCGCUGCCCGACGAGCUGAUGGCGAUAAGCCAGCCUGGUCAGCCACAGAGCGAGGGGCAAGCGGCGGUGCCAGCCCUGCUCUCCCAGCAGCUUCCCGAGACGUCUCCUCUGCCUUCGUCCAUGGCGGCCAACCAGAACAUGGAGAAAAUAGACGAUCUGCUGGUGUCCUUGCAAAACCAGGGGAGCAACAUGACUGGCUCGUUUUAGUGAGACAAAAAAUCUAUGAAGAAAAAGCUGAUGAUUUCCCUGAUCUUCUCAGACCUUGUGACUCGGGAUUAGGCUGUGUGGAACUGAUUGCUUCUGUCAAAAAGUGGCCCUCUUCUCUAAAGAGCACAUACGCGGCCUGCUGCAGUGUAUUGCACCUGAGGCUCUAACCAUAGUAUUUGAGAUUCCUGGUGCCAAUAAUGGUUGAAAAGCUAUGCUUUGUUUUACUGGGGCGUGGAGCUGUGCUGUUCCCACGUUCCUAGACCUCACUAACAGGGGGGCUCUCUUUGAAUUUAAAGCAUAUCUGGUCAGUUAUUAUUGUUGUUAGAAAAUAGUACAUGUUACCACGUUUACUUUUUUUCCCCCUCUUCUUCCUUUUUUGCAUCUCCUCUCUUGACUAGAGAAGCUUACGGAGCAGAAACGUCAGAUGCUUGUGACAUGAGCUGUGACUCCUAGCAUAGCUGCCAGUCACUGAAGGGAUCACACAUUUUUCAGUAGAGCAGGAGAGCUAGUGCCGUGGUUUGGAAUUGCCGUAGGUGAUGAAGAAAAUUCCAGUAAAUAUAACAACCAAGCAGAGAAUUGCUUGUUACUGUAGAUAGCCGGACAGAGGUGGGUGCUUCCCAUCGGAGAAUGUGAUUAACGGUUUUAUCUGUCUCUUACAUGUAAUUGUACAUAAGUUUGGUGGCUCUAACAAAAUGAAGAAAUGAAGGGGAACUUUCAAAAUAAAUUACAUUCUUAAAUUUUUACCUUUUAAGAUACCUUGAGAUUGAAAGGAACAAUCUGUGUGGCCGAGGAAACUCCUUCAUGUCUCUCACUCUGGCUGUGUAGGUCAGAACUCGUUACAGCUGCAUUGCCCAUGCUCAAAACAGGCUUUUCAUUUCAGUUUUUUCCUUCUCCUUCCCUCAGUUUCAUAUUGUUUUUCUUUCUUUUUAAGAAAAGAUACAACUGUCCUACUGGCUUUAAAGAUCUGAAGCAGCUUUUAGGAGUUUUGGCACCUGCCCUUGUGCUAUUGAAUUGCUUAGUCAGUAGAAGCUUUGACAACUAACCAAGGUUUAAGGAAAGAAGAAGUGAUUUUUCCCACCACCUUCCAAAUGCCAGAAUCCUCCUUACCAGUCAUUUUCCACCUGUUACCAUUGCAAAUCUUAGCCUAACCCCAACCAGAGGGGGAGUUACAGCAUUUCUAAGUGUCCCAGAGAAUUCCUCCCAGCCCCGAGCUGCCGGCUCCCUCCAUCCCAUUGAGCUCACGCAGAUUUGAAGUGGCUCCUCCUGGCAGCGCCCUACCUAGAGCUUCUAAAUUACCGUGUUUCAAUUGCAAAAAGAAAAGACGCAUGUUUCAGAAUGUGAAAGCAGCCCCCUGCAGCCCGUGCAGCUCUGUCGUGAGGCGCGCGGCUCCCGGGGGCUCCGGCUCUCUGGAGCUGCACGCUCCCGCCGGGAAUCUCUUGUCCCCGUCCCGCGCGCAGGAGCCGUGGCUGCUGUUAGAGCCGGCAGUCCUGCCUGGGCAGCGUGGAGCUGCUGUCACGUCCCUUUCCUUUUGUUAUUUUACAUAACCAGGAAUAGUCUGUGAUUGGAUCUGAGUUCCUCGAGCCGCUUCCCGUGUGUUCCUCCCCGAUGUGCGUGCUUAGUUGAGCCGUGUAGAGUUUUUGUUCUUGAUGUUUUUUUCCUGUUUGUCGGUCUGUCCUGUUCCUUUGCUCUUUCUGUCUCUCUCUUUCUCUCUCUCAUUGAGAGGCAUUGAAUUACGUUUUCAGUAGUAAGGCUUCUUGCCGAUAUGAAGGGAACUUUUCAGAAAGAGACCUGCUCUGGGUCAUUUAAUUUUGAAUACAGUUUUCAAUCGUUCAAGUUUUGGAUGGUUUAUAUCUAAUGUGUGUUUCAUUUUUUUGGAAAGCUAUAUUUUGUAUUUAGGAAAUGGUAUACUAUUUUGCUAUUUGUACUGAGUGAGUACAUUGGCAUAAAUAUAAAAAUUUAUAUAUAUACAUAUAUAUAAAAUAUUCUUUUGCCACACAUUUUUGUGGUAAAUUUGUGAGUUUGUCUGAUGUUCUACCACAACGUGGCGUCUGAUAACAGUGGGGUGGGGUGGGGUUUGUUAUGUCUUUAUUGAGUAUUUAAGUACUUUUUGCAACAUAAAUAACUUGUUCAUCUCUCGCCAUUCCAUCAGGCAAUUUCUUGUUCCGACUGGCUAUGGGAAGCUUCACUGUGUGUUUGAUGUGUCUGUCACUCAGCAAUAUGAUCUAGUAAGGAAACCCGUAGGCAUUUAGGCAUAUAUAAGUGAUGGGUUUCACUCAGAAUGAGCCAUUCAGCUUUUAUCCACUAUCAUUGUCUAUUUAAUAUUUUAUUAUUUUAGCGCCUUUAUGUUUUAACUUUUUAAUUUAUAAUUAUGCUAAAAUGUUUGAAAUUUUAAUCAUGAUAAAAAAGAAUUCCCUGCUUCAUAAUGUCCAGAACUGCUUUUUAACUCUGAACCAUACUUUUUCUUCCUGUGAUUUUUUUUCUUUUUUUGUGUCCUGCUCAGAAAAUAUAUAACUAGAUCCUGUUACGGUUCAUGAUUUGAAAAGAGCAAUCUUGCAGCAUUGGCUAAAUGCUCUAUGAGGAUACGUAGAAGACUGGGAGAUAUGGAUUGAAACAGCUUCCAGAUGACUGUGGGAGUCGAUAGCCAGUUAUUCCACACUAAACUGGUGACUCCUGCAGUUCCCAGUCCCAGGACCAGCCGUUGGGUGUCAGCUUGGGCCUUCAUACACAGAAGAAGUGCUAGGGAUGAUCAGUGCACUCGUAUGCUGCUUCCUGUUGUUCUGAAGGGAAGUAUCCUUGUUGUGAAGUGCUGUUGGUCAGUGCCAAGUCACCAGGGACCAAUUCUCCACUCAAUAAUGUGGGUGUCCAACAGAUAACUUUUUACCAAGACUGCUAACGCUCCAGGGUGAGGGUCUGAGUCGUGCCCGUAUUUUAGGUUGCUUACAACAAGGGCUGUGCUAUCACGUUUUUCACUUUUGGAUAACACUUUCUUUCCUGUGUUAAAUUUAUCUUGUCCAUUUUAGGUCAAUGUUUAAAUGUACAACACUUGGAACACGUGAUUUGGUUACAAAAAGUAUUUGUCUUAUGAACGAAGAGGUUGCUCAGUGGUUGAUUAGUGCCUGAACGGCUGUUUGCAAGCAGGAAAAUGGCUUGAGAGCCAAGAAGGAGCCUAAAGACAACCUGCAGGAUUUCAUGGCAGAAAGACCCGAGAACAGCGUGAGCCGCAUCUGUAUUUCAUCAGAACCCUGUUUCCUGGUGUGAUUUAAGCAGCUCAGAGUUGGAGCUUGCCCUGCGUUUUGUUUCCAGUGCCCUCGUGCACUCCCGCACGUGCUCGCUGGCCUGCAGAGCUCGAGGCGGUGGCGUUGCGCCCGGGCACUUUCCUUAUGGAGCUUAGAAAAUAUGGAGGGGAGAGCCUCGCUCAAAGGAAAGUUCCUGCCAUUGUUAGAAAGGAGAACUUCGUAUAUCCACAAAGCAACAAUUAGCUACAGACAAUAUUACUACAUUAUUAUAUUAGGUGAAAAAAAAAGAACUCUACAGCUGCAAUACUGGGAUGGAUUUUCUCUGUAUUGCCCUUCGCUGCUUGAGCUUUAUUUUAACAAAUGUAUAGUCUGAACAUUGUUAUUUUUGUAGGUUGUGCUGUCCUGCUGUAUGUGGCUCUAAAGGCCCGCUGUCUGUGCAGCAUCUGCAGUGGGGCAAAGUGCUGCAGCUCCCUAGCACAGGGAGACUUAACUGCUGUCCCGCAAUCUUGUCUUCCACAUCCAUUCCCUUGUCUGUUUUUAAAGAAAUAAUGGUUCAUGUGAAUAAUAUAUAACACAAAAUUAUUCACUAACCGUUUCCUCUGGCAAGAAGAGGUUACUGGUGUUUAACUGGCAACUUCACUCACUGUCAUUAAUUGCCUCCUAACUGUCUGUCCGUCAGCAGAUGCUCAAGCCAAACGCUUUGCUGUUACUUUAGCAGAAAAACACUUCAGGAAAUAAUUUAAGCCUGACUGUUUUGAAGUAGAUGUUAAAUCACCAAGCAUUCUAUUGCAGUUUUUAAUUAUUGGCAGGAUGGUUCCUUUAUUUUUAAAGCAAAGUGAAACAUUUGCUAUAUUUUCUAAAUUUGGCAAUGCUUUCAGUGAUAAUACUAAGAGCCGGGGACAGCUCUGUCCAUGGACAUUCCCCUAACUUAGAGAAGUUGAGCAUUUUUAAGCUUCCCUUGUGGUUUUGAUUUGGGAUAUAAUUCCCCCAAAGCAAUUGAAAUUUCCUUUUUCUGGCAGACCUUCUGUUCACAAACUGUCUUUCCAGAGGCUUCAGAAAGAAUUCCGGAUGGGUCAGGAGCUUUCACUCCCCUUAAAACAUGAGUUAAAGCACUAGUGGAGUGGCAGUAAAAGAUUUAUUUUAAAAGUUAAAGAAAAAAAAAAAAGUUUUAUUGGAUUAAAAAGCUACAAUUUAUUGCCUCCAAAUACAUGCAUAUAUAUGUGUACUUGAAUGCAUGUGCACAUUCUUUAAUAGUGAAGGGUUGUACUGUCCAGUAUUGGAUCUUAAAUCUGUAUGACAAAUUUUUGGGCUACCUGUUCAGGAGAGGAGUUUGGAGGAUUAUGGAAAUUUAUUAGAGUGAUAGAAGCAAGAACUAGAGGGAUGGGAUUGCUUAGGUGCUCCGAGCUGAGUUGUAGAUGGAAAGUGAAAAGAGGAGAAAUAGAAAUUGUUCACUGGUCACUUCUUUAUAAGAGCAAAAUUAACUUUCAAGGAUUUGAGUGUUUUUUCCUGGCGGGAGUGGA